UGAAAUUUAUUGUUAACUAGGGGACAAUCUAGUAAUAGCAGAGUGGAGUGUAAUCAGUUGGGAGAGAAAGAACGGGAUCUGGUCUGUCAUUAGAUUGUUCGGCUAAAAAAAGAAAGAAAGAAAAAGAAAAAAAGAAAAAAGAAGAGGGGAUGGAUGUGGUGACCUUCGGUAUCAUAAUCGGAAUAAUAGUGCUUUUCUUUUUAAUCGUUUGCGUUAUCACCAUUGAAGGCGUCUGCAAGAACCGUUCUUAGUAGUUAAAGUCUACUGUUUCUCUUUCACCCAAACAGCUCCUUAAGACUUUAACGAGCGGUUGGGCUUGUGUCUGGACAUGGAGUUGCGUAAGAGACGUAUGUUGUCUGUUGUUGCUGCUUUGGUUCUUGGGCUGUGUUUGGAUCUGAGCUUGGUUUGUGCAUCUGGGGAGGCUCAUGUUCACACCCACCACUGUAAUCAUGGCCAUGAUGACCAUGACCAUCAUGGCCAUGGUCACCAAGGCCAGAGCUUGGUGGGGUCGAAGCUUCUUCCGGAGGAAUUGGCGGAGGAGGAGGAUAUGAAGUUGUAUGGAUUUGGGUUUCAACAUGACCAUGAGCAUUUUGGUGCUUUGCAGCUCUCGGUGACUGGUCUUUGGAUUCAUUCAUUGGGAUGCUCGUUUUUGGUCAGCAUGGCUUCCCUCAUUUGCCUGAUUAUCUUGCCAGUAAUAUUCGUGCAGGGGAAACCAUCCAAGGCAGUUGUUGAUUCGUUGGCUUUAUUUGGGGCUGGAGCUAUGUUAGGGGAUGCUUUCCUUCAUCAAUUACCACAUGCUUUUGGUGGAGGGCACUCACAUGACGACCAUGUAGGCCAUGAUCAUCACGAUCAUAGUGAACAUGAGCAUUCACAUGCACAUUCUUUGGAAGAUCUUUCUGUAGGAAUUGCUGUCCUGGCGGGAAUUGUAUUGUUUCUUCUGGUAGAAAAGAUGGUGAGGUAUGUUGAGGAACACUCUGGAGGAACUAAUGCAUUGGGUCAUGGUCAUCAUCACCACCAUCACAGCAAGAAAUUGAUGGAUGACAACGAUUCUCAUGAUGACUUGACAUCAGAAUCUUCCACUGGAAAAGAUGGACGGAAGCCAAAUGUGUCAUCUGAAGGAAAAGUGGAAAGUGAAGUUUUAAAUGAUUCUUUGAAGGAAAAUUCUCAUCUUGAUUCUCAAUUGCGUAAGAGAAACACUGCCACAGGUGAUAGGGAUAAUAAACAAGAUGUUCAUGCUGCAGAAGACUCGAGUCAUGAUACUAAAUCGUUAGAUGUAGAACCUACACGAUCACCCAACAAUCUUGUGUUUGGUUAUCUCAAUCUCUUCUCUGACGGUGUUCACAAUUUCACAGAUGGGAUGGCUUUAGGAAGUGCUUUCCUGCUUCAUGGUACUGUUGGUGGGUGGUCUAGAACUCUAUUCUUGCUUGCGCAUGAGAUUCCUCAAGAGGUUGGUGAUUUUGGUAUUCUGGUGAGGUCUGGUUUCAGUGUAUCUAAAGCUCUCUUUUUCAAUUUCCUCUCAGCACUUGUGGCCCUCGUUGGAACUGCAAUGGCUCUGCUUGUUGGACAAGAUCCGGGACAGUCAUCUUUGAUGGAGGGUUUUACAGCUGGUGGAUUUAUAUACAUUGCGGUUGCUGGAGUGCUUGCAGAAAUGAAUAACAAUGGCAAUUCAUCAUUGAAAAGCACAGCGAUGCAAUUAACUUCGUUGAUACUCGGCAUGUCAGUUGCUCUAUGUAUUUCACUUUAUGAAUGAAAGUGCAUUUAGAAAUUGGGACUCAACUAUCGAAAUUGUACUAAUAGGGGAUGAAAUCAAAUUACAAUUCUUCUUCUCCACGUGAAAUGUGUGGGGAAUGUGAAAAUGAGACGAGAGAAGAUAGAGAAAAGAAGAAGGAUUCCAUACACAUUCUGUGGAA
Molecule: messenger RNA, 1910 nt
Organism: Rosa chinensis
Lineage: Eukaryota; Viridiplantae; Streptophyta; Magnoliopsida; Rosales; Rosaceae
Product: IAA-alanine resistance protein 1
Exons: 11
Coding region: 329-1750 (473 amino acids)
Biological process (GO): intracellular zinc ion homeostasis; zinc ion transmembrane transport
Cellular component (GO): membrane
Molecular function (GO): zinc ion transmembrane transporter activity
Source: RefSeq, a predicted model, not a curated record